AUGCAGCUUUCUCAGUUUGUUAUUCUUGAAGGAAAAGAAGGAGGAGGAGGAGGAGGAGGAGGAGGGAGAGGAGAAGGAGGUGACGACCGGGACUGGUCGCCCACACGCUGCCCUGCCUGCCUGGCGCGGCUACGAGAUUUUGUCCGAGAGUGCUUUGAAAAAUCCGCUGAGGGCAAGUCACACACUCAGUAUGCACGCGUGUGCGUGUGUGCGCACGUGCGUUUUAGCGUUGCUGCGCGCGUGUGUGUCUGUGUGUGCGUGAAUCGAUGAGAUACGUGCUUGAUUGGGUCUCCCUUGUUGUAAUAAUGUACAGCAGCAGCAGCAGCAGGAGGAGGAGGAGGAGGAGGAGGGCUCAGGCUGCUCCCAUGCAUGCAGGCUGGCUGGAGCGCACGGAUCAGCCGAGCUCGAGCGCCUUCUGCCAAACACUUUGUUGGCCGCUGAUGGUACUUUUCUCCCCUCUGCGUGGCCUGAUAGGAGCUAUUUAAAUCAGCCACGCAGCGAGUCACACACUGCGCUCCGCUCUCCUUCCUGCGCUUCAAGCGGCGGCAGAGACGCUUUCCUCUGACUGGCGCUCUGUGGAAUAAAGUUCUUUUCUCCUCACAGGUAAGUUGAAAAUCCUCCUCCGCUGAGAUGAUGGAUAUUCUUAAUUGCUGAAAAGGACUGCUCCUUUUUUACUGGCCUUGAAGUGGAAGUAAAAGUUUUGUGAUUCAGCUGAGUUGGUGAAGCUUAUCAAAAAUAUUCUCCUGUAUUUUUUUUUUCAGACAAUCCUCAGGUUGGGACACGCGGCUUCACGGUGGCGAAAACAAAGGAUAAAAGACUCGAGAUGGAAGAAGGAGGGUGAGCAGUAAGGGUAAGUAGCCAGAGGCUGUCUUCCUCUCUCCUCCUGACUCCCUUUGCGCCAGAUGUGCUGCCGCUGCGCCUCGUCUCUCACGCUCGUCAAUAA
Xyrichtys novacula (pearly razorfish) is the source of this 943-nucleotide messenger RNA. The record is from the annotation of a GenBank genome assembly. NCBI's taxonomy places the organism in Eukaryota, Metazoa, Chordata, Actinopteri, Labriformes, Labridae.